Molecule: messenger RNA, 2810 nt
Organism: Equus quagga
Lineage: Eukaryota; Metazoa; Chordata; Mammalia; Perissodactyla; Equidae
Gene: PLA1A
Product: phospholipase A1 member A
Exons: 10
Coding region: 142-1443 (433 amino acids)
Biological process (GO): lipid metabolic process
Molecular function (GO): lipase activity; carboxylic ester hydrolase activity
Source: RefSeq, a predicted model, not a curated record
UUUCUUUCACAGGUCAUGAGGCCAGUUAAUGAUUAGUGUGGGUGGGUGUUUGGUCUUCAAAACUCUGAGAGGCUGGGCUCUGUGAGCUCUCUGGCAUUAAGGGGUCACCCUGCCCCGAGCUCUGAGCCUUCCGGCUCAGCGAUGUCCCCAGGCCUCUGGGAGAGGUGCUGCUGGGCGUGGGGCCUCCUUCUGUGGCUCCGUGUUGGAAGUGCAGGAGAUGCACCUCCUACCCAACUGCCAGAGUGCACUGACUUCCAGAACGCCAAUCUCCUCCGAGGCACCAAUCUCAAAGUCCAGUUUCUCCUCUUCACCCCUUCGCAUCCUAGCUGUGGGCAGCUGGUUGAAGAAAGUAGUGACAUCCAAAACUCUGGGUUCAAUGUCACUCUGGGAACCAAACUAAUUAUCCAUGGAUUCAGAGCUUUAGGAACAAAGCCUUCCUGGAUCAAUAAAUUCAUUGAGGCCCUUCUGCGGGCAGCGGAUGCGAACGUGAUUGCCGUGGACUGGGUUUACGGCUCUACAGCGGCCUACUACUCGGCCGUGGAAAAUGUGGUCAAGCUGGGACUCGAGAUCUCUCGUUUCCUCAGUAAACUCCUGGUACUGGGUGUAUCGAAGUCCUCCGUCCACAUCAUUGGUGUCAGCCUAGGGGCCCACGUUGGGGGCAUGGUGGGACAUUUCUACAAAGGCCAAUUGGGACGGAUCACAGGUCUGGACCCCGCUGGACCAGAGUACACCAGAGCCAGCCUGGAGGAGCGCCUGGAUGCUGGAGACGCCCUCUUCGUGGAAGCCAUCCACACAGACACGGACAAUCUGGGUAUUCGCAUUCCUGUCGGACAUGUGGACUACUUCGUCAACGGAGGCCAAGACCAGCCCGGCUGUCCCAGCUUCAUUCAUGCAGGCUACAGUUAUCUGAUCUGUGAUCACAUGAGGGCUGUGCACCUUUACAUCAGCGCCCUGGAGAAUUCCUGUCCGUUGAUGGCCUUUCCCUGUGCCAGCUACAAGGCUUUCCUUGCUGGACAUUGUCUGGAUUGUUUUAACCCUUUUCUGCUUUCCUGUCCAAGGAUCGGGCUGGUGGAACAAGAUGGUGUCAAGAUAGAGCCACUUCCCAAGGAAGUGAAAGUCUACCUUCUGACUUCUUCCAAGGCUCCAUACUGUGUGCAUCACAGCCUCGUGGAGUUUUACUUGCAGGAGCCGAGAAACAAGGACACCAGCAUCGCGGUCACCUUUCUUAGCGGCAAUGUCACCUCUUCGGUCAAGAUCACCAUGAGCUGGAAGCCGGGAGGAAACGCAGCUGCUCCGGUACCACUGCCCAGAGCAGUUGCCCACCGUGAGUGCCUCCUGUGCCUUAGACCUCGCUGGAACCUGCUGGCAGGGGAGCCUGAGAACUAUGGUUUGCAGCAGAAUGGCUGGAGCACAGACAAGGAGAUGACCAGGGCGCACACAUAGAAAUGGACACUUGUCGACAGAGGCAGAUGGCAUGAGGUCAUGUUAGACGGAGCCUGACCGAGUGCGAGGAAGUGACGUUUGAGGAAAGGUUUGAAGGAUUCGCAGGAGGUACUCAGGCAGGGGGUGAGUGAGAAUGUGACACUGGGAGCAGACAGCAGGGGGAUGACAGGAGGCUGGCGUCAAUCAGGGCCAGACCAGGCCAGGUCUUGGAGCAAAUUUGGGAUUUUGGUUUUUAUCCUGAGAGCAGUUUGGGGAACCACUGGGAAUUUUAAACAAGAGAGCGACCACAUCAGAUUUGGGCUUAGAAACGUUUCUGAGGCUGCGGUGUUGGACGUUAACCACACCGUCAGGGAAGAGGAGUUUCUGCUGGGAGGGGCGAACUACCUCUGGGCUCCCGAACACCUUGCCACCAGCCAGGGUUCCAGCUCCCCCAGGCCACACAGCAAGGUACAGCAGGCAGUCAGCUCCCCAACACGGGUCUUCGGGCGCCCACCUGAGCACUGAGCGGGAUUCAAGAUUGCAAAUGAUAGCUGAUUAUAGCUGGCAGAUUAUAGUUUGCAGAUUAUAGCUGAAUAAUUUUCAUUACAUCAGUUCAAGGUUGUUACUUCUACAAGGGUAUUUUCAUCACUUCUCCAGCCCGUUGGUAGAUGAGCCAACGCUGGCAGGAGUCAUGACAGUGACACACAACUCUGGCUGCACUUUAGAAUCACCUGGAGAGCUUUGAAAAAUACCGUCGCCAAGCCUCACCCCAGACCAAUCGCAGCAGAAUCUCUGGGUCUCACAGAUAGACCUUUUAACGCUCCCUGAGUGAUUUGAAUGGACAAUCACAAUUCUUCCCUCUCCCGAGAGAUUUGCAUGCUCUUUCGAAGAAUGCUGUCCGAACAUGAUUAUCUUCAAUUCCUUGUGUUUUUCUCUUGCAGAACAAAAAUUGAAAAGAAAGGAUGAGGGCUUCUGUGUGAUCUUUCCCCUACUUUCUAUAGUUUUGUGAAGCCCCCAGGUUUCCUUCUAAUUAGAAAAUUUACUGGGGCCAAAUCCCCAGGCCAUUCACAGGGUCCUUCCUACCCCUUCUAGUUUGCAAGCUUCUCCUAUUGCAGCAACUUCUUAAAGGGGACAGUCUACUUACUUUGUCUCUGAAAUAUUUCAAAGUACUUCUGAAAUUUUUUUUAAAAAAGAACAGCUUUUAAAGUUAUACAGGAUCUUUCUCAAAAGGAAAAAACAAACUAUAUGACUAAGGCUGGGUUAAGACAUUUCAUCACUCCGCAGAGGCCAGAAAGGAAAGGGAAACCGAGCUGGCCGGGCCGUGGCUCCCCUCUUGACGGCACCCAGUGCGGAUGUGCAGAGGUUGAAGCAGCGUCCUCCCCGCUCUU